This is a messenger RNA of Sinocyclocheilus grahami, 9794 nucleotides long. RefSeq names its product spectrin beta chain, non-erythrocytic 4. Lineage: Eukaryota; Metazoa; Chordata; Actinopteri; Cypriniformes; Cyprinidae. The record is from RefSeq and is a predicted model, not a curated record. Gene Ontology annotation, molecular function: actin binding; phospholipid binding; structural constituent of cytoskeleton. The transcript has 36 exons. Gene Ontology annotation, cellular component: spectrin.
AUGGUACCGAUAUUGUAUGAGAGGGACGCAGUCCAGAAGAAAACCUUUACUAAGUGGGUAAACUCUCACUUGGCCCGUGUGUCCUGCCGUAUCUCUGACCUGUAUAAUGACCUGAGAGACGGAUACAUGCUCAUCAGACUGCUGGAGGUGCUGUCAGGAGAGCUGCUGCCUCGGCCCACGAGAGGCAGGAUGAGGAUUCACUGUUUGGAGAAUGUGGAUAAGGCUCUUCAGUUCCUCAAAGAACAGAGGGUUCAUCUAGAAAAUGUUGGUUCUCAUGAUAUAGUUGAUGGGAACCACCGCCUCACUCUCGGCCUCAUCUGGACCAUCAUCCUCCGCUUCCAGAUCCAGGUGAUUAAGAUUGAGACGGAGGACAACAGAGAGACACGCUCAGCUAAAGAUGCCCUUCUUCUGUGGUGUCAGAUGAAAACAGCAGGGUAUCCUGAGGUCAACAUUCACAACUUCACCACCUGCUGGAGGGACGGCCUGGCUUUCAACGCUCUUAUUCACAGGCACAGGCCUGAUUUAAUUGAAUUCCACAAGCUGACCAGAUCCAAUGCAACACACAACCUCCAACAAGCCUUUAACAUUGCUGAACAGAGUCUCGGACUCACCAAGCUACUAGACCCUGAGGAUGUAAACACAGAAAAUCCGGAUGAGAAGUCCAUCAUCACUUAUGUAGUUUCCUACUAUCAUUAUUUCUCCAAAAUGAAGGCCCUUAUUGUAGAAGGGAAGAGAAUUGGAAAGGUGCUGGACAAUGCUAUCGAAGCUGAGAAGAUCAUUCACCGCUACGUGGCUUUAGCGUCCGACCUGUUAGAGUGGAUUGAGAGAACCAUUAGCAUCAUUAGCAACCAGAAGUUUGCAAACUCGCUAUCGGGUGUUCAGCAACAGCUUCAAGCCUUUACCACCUACUGCACCAUUGAGAAGCCUAUCAAAUUCCAGGAGAAAGGGAACCUGGAGGUGCUGCUUUUCACCAUCCAAAGUAAACUCAGAGCUAAUAAUCAGAAGCCAUAUGUGCCUCAUGACGGGAAACUUAUCUCAGACAUCAAUAAGGCGUGGGAGAGACUAGAGAAGGCAGAGCACGAGAGGGGCGUGGCUCUUAGAAAAGAGCUGAUUCGUCAGGAAAAGCUAGAACUUCUAGCUCAACGAUUCGAUCAUAAGACCACCAUGAGGCAGGCUUGGCUGAAUGAAAACCAGCGUCUCGUCUCACAGGAUAACUUCGGCUAUGACCUACCAGCGGUAGAAGCUGCCAUGAAGAAACACGAGGCGAUCGAAGCAGACAUCCUGUCUUACGAGGAGCGAAUUAGUGUCGUGGUGGAGCUGGCCAAUGAGAUAGAGUCAGAAGGGUACUAUGACAUCCGACGUAUCUUGGCACGCAAAGAAAACAUCCUUGGCCAGUGGAGCCUUCUGAAGGAGCUGGUGGUGGGGCGUAAAGCCCGUCUGGAGAAGAACCUGGCCCUGCAGAAGACCUUCCAAGAGAUGGUCUACAUGAUCGACUGGAUGGAGGAGAUGCAGGUUAAGUUGCUUUCUAAGGACUACGGCAAACAUCUUCUUGAAGUGGAGGACAUGCUCCAGAAACAGAGUUUACAGGAGGCUGACAUCUCUAUACAGGCAGACAGAGUUCAAACCCUCAACACUGCAGCUCUCAAAUUCACCACUAUUGAAGGUUACCAGCCGUGUGACCCUCAGGUAAUUUGUAACCGGGUCAACCACGUCAACACCUGCCUGGAAGAAUUAAAGCAGCUGGCUGCAAAACGGCGCUCGGAGCUGGAGGAUUCGCGUGAGCUGUGGGCCUUCUUUCAGGAGGUAGAGGAAUCAGAGAAUUGGAUCCGAGAGAAGACGUCCAUCUUGGCCACGCAGAGCUGCGGGAAAGACCUGAGCAGCAUCCUGCGACUGCUGCAGAAGCACAAAACCGUGGCUGGAGAGCUGUUGGCGCGACGUGCGUUACUUCAGCAGACCAUGAUGAAAGGCAAGCAGAUCCUCACCCAGAAGAGCUUCGGUACGGCUGGAAUACAAGAGCGACUGAUGGAGGUCAAGGCCGAGUGGAAGAGACUGGAGGACCAGGCCGCACAGAGGCUGUGUAACCUACAGGAGGCGCUGGACUUUUUUCAGUUCAGCACCGAGACGGACGAUCUUCUAGCUUGGCUACAGGACGCUUACAGGCUCGUUUCUAGCGAGGACUUCGGACAUGAUGAGUAUUCAACGCAGUCUCUUCUUAAAAAGCACAGAGGUGUCCGAGAGAGUAUCGAUAAACACCGUGUACAAGUGGUGGGCCUUCGGAAACACAUGGUUGUGUUGCCAAUGCAUUAUCGGGAGCUGGAUGAGGUGCGAGCGCGCAUGGCUGAGACGGAGCAGCUCUACACAGAGGUGGCGGAAGUUGCCGUGUUGCGGCAGCAGUGGCUUCAUGACGCGCUGGCUGUGUAUCACAUGUUUAGUGAGGUGAACGCCUGUGAGGUGUGGAUCGAUGAAAAGGAGCAGUGGCUGAACAGGAUGGAGGUUCCCGAAAGACUAGAGGACGUGGAGGUGAUCGCACACAGAUUUGAAACAGAAUGAACUCACUUUAACAGAGAUACAAGUGUUUAAAGAGUCUUCGAAUCCAAAAAUGUCUGAAAUCUAGAAAAUCAACUUAAUUGCUUUCUUUUUGUGUAUCACAGGUGGAACCGCAUUGUGGAGCUGGUCGAGCAGAAGAAAGAUCACCUGGACUCAAUCCUGCGCAUCCAGAACUACUUACUGGAAUGCACGGAGAUCAAGUCCCAGAUUAAGGACAAGCGGAAAGCCAUAGACGCCACGCAGUAUGUGGGCAGUGACCUGGGCAGCGUGCUGGCUCUGCAGCGCCGUCUCUUCACCAUGGAGGGAGCUCUGACGGUUCUCGAGCCCAAGCUCCUUCACCUGCAGGAGGAAGCGGAGGAGCUUGCCACAUCCCAUCCGGACAAGACCGUAGACAUCCUGGUUCCCUUUGAGGGCAUCAGUGUGGAGUGGGAAGAGCUAAAAUGUACAUUGCAAGGCUGUGAAGACUCUUUAACCGUCGCUGGCCGCUUACAACAGUUCAUCCAAGACUUGGAUUCCUUCCUCACCUGGUUGGUGCAAACCCAGACUGCUGCUGCUUCGGAUGAGCUUCCCAUUGCUUUAGAGGACGCAGAACGGCUAAUAAACCAACACGCCGCGCUCAAGGAGGAGAUCGGAAGGUACGAAGAGGACUACGAGCGUCUCCAGGCUGUGAAUGAGCUUGUGGAGACGGAGGAAGUGCCGUUGCCUUAUGGAGCUCUGCAGCAGUGGCUACACAAGCUGGACGUGGGCUGGAACAAAUUGGUGGAGAUGUGGGAGAGCAGGAGGGAGGUGCUGGUGCAAGCUCACAUCUUCCAUCUCUUCCUGAGGGAUGUCAAGCAGGCCGAGGCUUUCCUCAAUAACCAGGAGUCAGCGCUGGCCCAUGUGGAACUCCCCACCACAGUGGAGACCGUGGAGGCAGCCAUCAAAAAGCACAAGGACUUUACCACCACCAUGGAGCUCAACCUGCACCGCAUUAAAGCUGUCAUAGAGGCAGGAGAGAGCCUCAUCAGUCAGAACAACAUCUAUUCUGAGCGCAUCAGAGAGAGAGUGGAUCUGCUCGCUAACAGGUCAAAACCACAACACUUAUGAUAACAUUUAUGCCGCAUAGAGCUGUGGGGCAAAAAACUGCAGGAUAUUUUAAUUGUCACUUGGUUUUAAAAACAGUGUCACCAGAUUGGUGAUUGGGUGGCAGAAAAGAUGCUAAUGGCUCGCGACACCUCCCGCGACGAGACUCAGAAGCUUCAUAAGAAGUGGCUAAAACACCAGACCUUCAUGGCAGAACUUGCUCAGAACAAGGAGUGGCUGGACAAGAUGGAGAAAGAGGGCCUGAGGUUAAUGCAGGAGAAGCCGGAGCUGAGCGAGCUGGUGAAGAAGAAGCUGGAGGAGAUCCGUGAGUGCUGGCAGGAUCUGGAGAGCACCACACAAGCCAAAGCCCGGCAGCUGUUCGAGGCCAACCGGGCCGACCUGCUGGUACAGAGCUACUCCAGCCUGGACCAGCGACUCGAGCAGCUUGAGGGACACCUGGCACACGUGGACUACGGCCAGGACCUGACCACAGUCAACAAGCAGCUGAAGAAACUACAGACGAUGGAGUGUCAGAUGGAGGAGUGGUAUAAAGAGGUUGGAGAGCUGCAGGCCCAGGCGGCCUCCAUCCCUCAGAAGGGGCAGGUGAUGGAAAAGGUGUCUGAGAGACAAGCCGGGGUGGAAACGCGAAUUGUACGACUGAUUGAGCCUCUGAAAGAGAGACGUCGUAUCCUGCUGGCCUCUAAAGAAGUGCACCAAGUGGGCCGUGACCUUGAGGAUGAAAUUUUGUGGAUACAAGAGCGUCUUCCAGUGGCCACUUCUCAGGAACAUGGCACAAGUUUACAAGCUGUACAGCAACUCAUGAAGAAGAAUCAAAGUCUGCAGAGAGAGCUUCAAGGUCAUCGUGGGCGUGUGGAGGAUGUUCUGGAGAGAGCAGGGGUGAUCGCGUCCAUCCGCAGUCCGGAGGCAGACAGCAUCAGGGCUGGCAUGGAGCAGCUCCAUCAGCUGUGGGAGGCGCUGUGGACCGAGACCGAGCACCGGCAGCUCCGGCUGGAUGUCAUGUACCAGGCGCAGCAGUACUACUUUGAUGCGGGAGAGGUGGAGGCCUGGCUCAGCGAGCAGGAACUGCACAUGAUGAAUGAAGAGACGGGAAAGGAUGAAGCCAGUACUCUGCAGCUGCUGAAGAAACAGCUGGUGCUAGAGCAGACCAUAGAGGACUAUGCUGAGACCAUCGGAAUGCUUUCUCAGCAGUGCAGACAGCUGCUGGAGCUCGGACAUCCAGACUGUGAGCAGAUCAGUAAGCAUCAGUCUCAGAUCGACAGGCUGUACGUGUCUCUGAAGGACCUGGUGGAGGAGAGGAAGUCUCGUCUGGAGCAGCAGUACUGGCUCUAUCAGCUCAACAGGGAGGUGGAUGAACUUGAGCAGUGGAUAGCAGAGAGGGAGGUCAUCGCCAGCUCCACUGAACUCGGACAGGACUUCGAGCAUGUCACGAUUCUGCAGGAGAAAUUCACAGAGUUUGCAUCGGAGACUGGGAGCCUGGGGCAGGAGAGGGUCACAGCUGUCAACCAGAUGGUUGAUGAGCUCAUAGAUUACGGGCAUGGGGAUGCAGCCACCAUCGCUGAAUGGAAGGAUGGGGUGAACGAGGCCUGGGCGGAUCUGCUGGAGCUGAUGGAGACGCGAGGACAGAUGCUUGCUGCUUCACACCAGUUACACAAGUUCUUCUCUGACUGCCAAGAGGUAGAGAAGAUAAAAGCAGAGCAGAGUAAGCUUCCUCCAACUCCCUUGCUGGGACGGAAGGUUUUCUUGGACCCUCAGGACUCUUCUCCUGCUCGCAGUAGCCCUUCCUCCAUCAUAAGACAGACCAUAUACGAGCAGGGCGAGUCCCGGCUGGAGCGCAUCACCCCUCAGCCCUCUCCCUCUUCCGUGGCCCGCAGACUGGGUUCUACUGUGGCCAACUACACUCCCAUCAUGAAUGGAGCUGCUACUUAUCGCCUUCAGGAAGCCAGGAAUGCUGGGAUUGUUGGAGUGGCUGCAGGACUGGGCACUGCUAUGGAGCACAAGGUCACCCAAUUGCGAACGGAAUUUAAGGCCCAAGUCCCACAGCAGAAGAUCGAACAUAUCCAUGAGGCAGUCCACCCCAUGCUGGAGAGAGCGAGGGAAUGGGAGCGGUAUCAUGAGAAUGUGAUGGCAGAGGUGGUGCUCCAGGAACCAGGCGGAGGAAGGGAACGCCUAAACAGCAUGGUGGGAGGGAGCGGGAGCAGCCGCUCAGAGCUUCUGGUGGAGCAGCAUCCCCCACCAAGGGAGUCGCGGAUAGAGAGACAACUAUCUACUGAGCAGCUGAUUCGGGCACGCAGGGACGAGCUGCCUCAGGAGGUGUGGCGAGAACGAGCUGGGAGGGUAGAGAAGAGGCUGGAGAGACAGACAUCUAGUGAACAGGAAGGUCAUGAGGUGCGGCGUAGGGACAGACACCGACCAGAGAGACAGGACAGCAGCGAGCAGGAGGCCAGGGAGCAGUCGGACAGACGCUCUGGUGGUGGGGACAAAAGGUCGACGCUAGCUGAGAUUGUGGAGCAGCUUCAGGAAAGAGAAGCAGCACAGGCCCGAGGAGAGAUUCCAUGUCUACCCAAUGGUUUUCCUGAGAAGUCUUCUAAACCGGACCGACCACGUGCUCGCGACAGACCCAAACCGAGAAGAAGACCACGACCCAAGGAGCCAACAGCUGGCGAAACACGGCGCUCAAGGUCUGCACCAGCCCAGAGCAGCCCACCAGUUCCCCAGCCGGCUAUCCACAUGGCCCAGCAUGAAGGGUUCCUCUUCCGCAAAAUAGACAUUGAAGGCCAAAAGAAGAGUUCAAACAGGUGGGGCUUUAUCAAAGAAAAGCUGGAGAAGGUUUUGGCCAAGCAGCAAGAGCUCACUGAGAAAUGGGACAAACACUGGGAAGAGUUGCAGCACAUGUUGGAGGUGCAUCAGUUUGCUCAGGAAGCAGUGGUAGCGGAGGCCUGGCUCACUGCUCAGGAGCCCUUCAUAAGUAGUAAUGAACUGGGCGGCAGCGUGGAUGAGGUUGAACAGCUGAUUCGCAGACAUGAAGCCUUUCGCAAAGCUGCGGCCACAUGGGAAGAACGCUUCAGCUCUUUACGUCGUCUUACCACAGUAGAGAAGAUAAAAGCAGAGCAGAGUAAGCUUCCUCCAACUCCCUUGCUGGGACGGAAGGUUUUCUUGGACCCUCAGGACUCUUCUCCUGCUCGCAGUAGCCCUUCCUCCAUCAUAAGACAGACCAUAUACGAGCAGGGUGAGUCCCGGCUGGAGCGCAUCACCCCUCAGCCCUCUCCCUCUUCCGUGGCCCGCAGACUGGGUUCUACUGUGGCCAACUACACUCCUAUCAUGAAUGGAGCUGCUACUUAUCGCCUUCAGGAAGCCAGGAAUGCUGGGAUUGUUGGAGUGGCUGCAGGACUGGGCACUGCUAUGGAGCACAAGGUCACCCAAUUGCGAACGGAAUUUAAGGCCCAAGUCCCACAGCAGAAGAUCGAACAUAUCCAUGAGGCAGUCCACCCCAUGCUGGAGAGAGCGAGGGAAUGGGAGCGGUAUCAUGAGAAUGUGAUGGCAGAGGUGGUGCUCCAGGAGCCAGGCGGAGGAAGGGAACGCCUAAACAGCAUGGUGGGAGGGAGCGGGAGCAGCCGCUCAGAGCUUCUGGUGGAGCAGCAUCCCCCACCAAGGGAGUCGCGGAUAGAGAGACAACUAUCUACUGAGCAGCUGAUUCGGGCACGCAGGGAUGAGCUGCCUCAGGAGGUGUGGCGAGAACGAGCUGGGAGGGUAGAGAGGAGGCUGGAGAGACAGACAUCUAGUGAACAGGAAGGUCAUGAGGUGCGGCGUAGGGACAGACACCGACCAGAGAGACAGGACAGCAGCGAGCAGGAGGCCAGGGAGCAGUCGGACAGACGCUCUGGUGGUGGGGACAAAAGGUCGACACUAGCUGAGAUUGUGGAGCAGCUUCAGGAAAGAGAAGCAGCACAGGCCCGAGGAGAGAUUCCAUGUCUACCCAAUGGUUUUCCUGAGAAGUCUUCUAAACCGGACCGACCACGUGCUCGCGACAGACCCAAACCGAGAAGAAGACCACGACCCAAGGAGCCAACAGCUGGCGAAACACGGCGCUCAAGGUCUGCACCAGCCCAGAGCAGCCCACCAGUUCCCCAGCCGGCUACCCACAUGGCCCAGCAUGAAGGGUUCCUCUUCCGCAAAAUAGACAUUGAAGGCCAAAAGAAGAGUUCAAACAGAUCUUGGGUAAAUUUGUACUGUGUGCUGAAUAAAGGUGAGCUGGGCUUCUAUAAGGAUGCGAAGAACACCUCCACACCUUACAACAACGAGCCGCUUAUCAACCUGAGCCGUUGUGCCUGUGAUAUCAACAAUGGUUACAAAAAGAAGAAGAAUGUCUUCACUCUCAAAACUAAGGAUGGAAGUGAGUUUCUGUUCCAUGCUAAAGAUGAGGACGAUCUGAAAAGCUGGACCACAAGUAUAAACACCAGUAUAAGUGAGCAUGAAGAGGUUGCCAAACCGGGGCAGACCAAUCCAACUACCUCAUCUACUGACGAGGGAACGCGCAGGGAUGGCAGCAGGGCAGGCGGUUCGGAAAGAGGUGAAAAGUCAGACCGAGCCGACGGGGGAUCUGUGCGCUCAGACAAGGGUGAAAAGCCUGAGAAAAAGACAGGCAAGAAGAAAUGAGGCACACGAUAGUAGUGAGCCAGGACUUUGGAAAUCCAGGAAAGUGCUCUGACAGGAUCAGGAAAUGAAGGCGUCACUGUGAACUCCCUUUAUGUCUUGCUGUCCAGUUGAGUAUGGAGUCAGGCAACAUGGAGGAGCACGGAGCUCAUGUGUCAGUGAGCGUCCUCUAGUGGCUGCCAAGGACCAUGACAAUUCAGAAGCUCCAUAUGGGCCAAAGAGCUGAUAGCAUAGGCAAAUGGAGGAUAAACGAGAAAGAUGUUAUAGUAAAGUAGCUCAUGAAGAUUAUUUUCUAAUCCGUCUGUGAAAAAGAUGACCCAUAUGUAUGUGUACCCGUCUCUCUCUUUGUAGAUUAUACGUCUCAACAUCAGUUCUAUACAAUCUCGCGCUGAAGAGAAUGGAAAUAUGCCAAAAUCUUUCUCAAGGUUGGUCUUUUUUCUGAAGAGCAUGUUUUGUCUGUUUAUUUUGUAAGUUGUUUUGCUCUUUUAUACUGUUAAAGUGUUGAUUUGUAUUCAUUGGCUCAUCCACACAUGUUUGAACGCCGUAUGACAUAUCAGAGCAUGCCUACAAGGUUUAACUUCCAACUGAAGAAAUAAAUGGUCUGUUUCAAAUAAAGGGAAGCAGCUCACCUGCUGUGAGUGUGUAUUCUCAGAUUUGAUUACUGGGGUUUGUUGGUUUCAUACACAAGUUUUCCCAAGUCUCAACCAUUAAUCUCAUAUUAUGCAUUAAAUGUCGAGUGUGAGUUAAUUUGCUCUUUUAAUGACAGAUUACCAAAUCAGUUGUGUUUAUGUGUCAUGUACACGUCGUAUUCGUCAUCAAGCCAUUCUGAAUGCGAGAUCUGGUUUACAUCAUUUUAUUUAUACUCAAAAGUCUUCCAAGCACAGAACUGAUUGUUUUGUAAAACUCCACAAGUUUUUUUCCUUUUGUCACUUUCUCCCAGCAUUAUUUCCAAGCAGGGCUGAAUGGAUGCAGGUGUUUGAUUUAACUGGUGAUGUUUGUAAGAUGACAGCUGAAUGCCAUGUAGAUGUUAUGUGAUUGUCUCUCCUUCUUGGCAGAAACUGGGAUAAAUAUGUCUUUGAAUUGUGUAGUUCCGCAGGUGAUCGUAUAGAAAGCCCAUAGCUAGCAAAAAUGCAAGGUAUAUUGCAAGAAAAGCGGUACAUGCUUUAGACAGCUCUGCAAACGUUGACACAAAUUAUCAAUUAGGUUCUUUUGAGAUCCAUACGUAUACAUGCACACAAAUGAGCUGACUACAUAAUGACAUGCGAUUUUUCAUGCAACAUACAGGGUUGAAAUUAAAUGUCAAAGUGUGUGCUAAACGGAAACGUAAUGGUUUCAGGUAUUAUAUUUGUGCCUCAUUGUCCUAAAGUCUGUCAACCGUAGUCCUAAACACAUUGUCUUUAAAUAAAAUUUAAAAAAAGCUAAGUAACGUUAGAAGCAAUGGUCCUCUUUCUAUGAAGAGAAGUGUAAACCAAUCAUUGAGAGGGAGGAGAUGAUGUUCAUGUACCAUUUUUUUU